GUACGGGACUUUAGUUAGCGGUGCUCCUCGCUGUGUGAACGCCGGGCAGCUCCAACAGUUUGCCGUCAUCAAUACCUGUGAGCCUGAUGUAGCAGACAUCGUCUCCUCUGCAAUGAAGGGAAUCUGCUCCAGUGUCAUGAUUUCAGACUAAAGUGCAGCUGAAGGAAUAUAUGGUGUUUCUCAAAGACAGAAAGGAUCAUUCCGUAGUCGAGAGGAUCUUUCAAAAGCCGGGUCACACGGAGGAGUCGAGAUUCCUUCUGAAAAAUCAGGUGAACCACAAGAGUGAGUCACACAAGGCUGGCAGACAUCCGUGCUGAUGACCAGCGUGGCCACUUGUUCCUGAAUGAGAGAUGCAUGCUCCCUCUUUGGAUUCAUCCCACUGACCACUACAGAGCCCGUCAAACCCUCCUGUCCUAUCUCCCACUCCCACUGCUCCCCACUAUACUGUGUCCUUGUCCUCUUUCCUCCACUGUUAUAGUCUAGUUGAGAUUAGGGCUGAACAACUAAUCAUUUUCAAAUUCCUAUGGCUGCAGUUUAAUGGUUCAAUAUUUGAUUGUUCUAUAUUCUUAGCAAAUUAAAACAAAGUAAUACAUUAAAAACAACAUCAUGUCCUUGACUCCCCAACCUUGGUCCAGUGUGUAGAAUUUGGGGGGAUCAAUAAACAAAAAUUUAAUAAAAAAAAAAAAAAAAUGACCUUACUUUUCCAUGCUUUGUUGUACCAUAUUUCAUUUGGUUACAAAAAGCAACUUGAUAAAUCCUACACACUAGUCCUUUAAUGUUUUGGGGGUGUUGUGUUCUAAUGCUCCAUCGUAUUUUGAAUUUAUUACACAAUGAAUAUUGAACUUAAAUUGCAAAUAGCAAUUGCAAUUCCUCGAUAUUUCCCCACAUCGUUCAGCCCUAGGUGAGAUCUUCUGCAUGUCUAACUGAUAGCAGACUCUUUUUUAAUAAUAAUUUCACUCCCUGGUUGUCAUGAGAGGUCAUCAGGGCCACUUGCAGCAGGGGGGCGACAUGCACAGUGAGACAGAGGAAGUGGGUCCCAGUUCAGGUCAUGGAGGUAGGAGCGAGGCAGGAGGGUCACAGAGGCGAGGGUUGCAGAAGGCCUUCUCCCAGUCAGAACGCCUCUCUUUCAGUAAAAUGAGCCACAACACCAGGGAAAGCAUGGGGGUUCUUGGCCAGGGACUGAAACAGCUGUUCCGCCAGCAGCGUAAACACCUCUCUCACUCCGCCGUCCCCUCCUCAUCUUCCUCCUCGUCUUCCUCCGUAGUGUCAGCAGGCGACACCUCCCCCUCUGCCCCCGAGGAUGCCGUUGGGUGCCGCUGUCCUGACUCUGACCGCCUCUCUGCUCCUGUGGUUCCCUCUGCAGCUGGCCACAGCUCGGCGGCUGCAGGCAUGAUGAGGCGCGGGACCAGCCUGCAGAGCCGGCGCAGUAAGGGGUCGGGAUCUGGGAGCGGAGACCGCGAUCCUCUCCUGAAAGGUAGCCCACAGGCCCCGCGCCGCCGCUAUACCACUGAUCCACAGCAGUAUAUUAGCCGUCCGCGGUCCUCUUCCACGACCGACACCACCACCGCCAGCAGCCCUGUCCCCGUUAACACCGGCAGUGAUGUGGUGCUGUCAUCGGGGUACCAGUCCACCGAGGAGACGGACAGGAUCGACCGGCUGGAGGUGAGUGGACUCGGCCAAACGCCGCUGGCCGUGUCUUGCGGGACCGACGGCUCGUUUGCGGGGGCCGAGGACGCGGUCCUCGACCCUCAGCGCACUAAGCAGGCGAUCGCCCAGCUGCAGCAGAAAAUCCUCAAGCUCACGGAGCAGAUUAAGAUCGAGCAGACGGCCAGGGACGACAACGUCGCCGAGUACCUCAAACUGGCCAACAAUGCCGACAAACAGCAAAGCACACGCAUCAAACAGGUCUUUGAGAAGAAGAACCAGAAGUCGGCGCAGACCAUCCAGCAGCUGCAAAGGAAGCUGGAGCACUACCACCGCAAGCUGCGAGAAGUCGAGCACAAUGGCAUCGCACGCCAACCCAAGGAUGUUCUGCGGGACAUGCAGCAGGGGCUGAAGGACGUCGGGGCCAAAGUCACGGGCUUCAGUGAAGGCGUGGUGGACAGUGUGAAGGGAGGCCUGUCCAGCUUCUCGCAUGCCACGCAUUCUGCUGCGGGCGCCGUCGUUUCCAAACCUCGAGAGAUCGCCUCGCUGAUUCGCAAUAAAUUCGGCAGCGCUGACAACAUCCCGUCCCUCAAAGACUCUCUGGACGAUCCCUCAGUGGAAGAUGGUGUGCCCGUGGCUGGUGGACGGUCCCUGGGCAUCGCUGGGCAUCACCUCCAGUCCAGUCCUAAGUAUGGUAGUGAGGAUGACUGCUCGAGUGCUACGUCGGGCUCGGCGGGGGCCAACAGCACCACAGGGGCCCCCGGUGGCCCCCCUAGUUCUAGGGGCAACACACUGGAGAGGAGCCAGAGCUCCGGCCUGGAUAUGCUGCUGCAGGAGGUACAGGACCUGAGGGAGGGUCAGGCGAGGCUAGAGGAGAGCCUGGAUGGCUUGAAGACCCACUAUCAGAGGGACUACACAGUUGUUAUGCAAGCAUUACAGGAGGAACGCUUCAGGUGUGAACGUCUGGAGGAGCAGCUGAACGACCUGACAGAACUCCACCAGAACGAGAUCCUCAACCUCAAACAGGAGCUGGCCAGCAUGGAGGAGAAGAUCGCUUACCAGUCUUACGAGCGAGCCAGAGACAUCCAGGAGGCGUUAGAGGCCUGUCAGACCAGGAUCUCUAAGAUGGAGCUCCAGCAGCAGCAACAGCAGGUCGUCCAGUUGGAGGGGCUGGAAAAUGCCACGGCCAGGACCCUCCUGGGAAAACUUAUCAAUGUGCUGCUGGCCCUUAUGGCCGUCCUUCUGGUCUUUGUCUCAACUGUGGCCAACUGUGUGGUCCCCCUGAUGAAGACCCGCUCGCGCUCCCUCACCACCCUCCUCCUCAUCCUCCUGCUGGCCUUCUUGUGGAGAAACUGGGACGCGCUCUCGGGCUACACACACCGAGCCCUGCAGCCUCCCGGGUGACCAGACCCCGCGCCCUGUGAUGUAACUGUUAGCCCGCCGCCGCGCGGGGCGGUCAAGGAACACGAUUGCCGUCAGACUAGCCGUGUGGCCGAGCACUGAAAAUUUCGGCUGAGCACUUUCGGACGCGCCAUGGAAUCAAGACGGAGUGGAAGAAACAGCUGAUGAAUUUUAAUUCAGAAGGAAGAGACUGUUUACAUUUUUUUUUUUUUUUUUAAAUGAACUGUAUUGCGCACACAAUGUGGCACCUGUACUGUUUUUAUCUUUUAGAGUUUAAUCAGUUUUAAUGUUAAUAUUUCUAAUAAUAUUAUUUUUAUUUUCAAUGUUAUUUUAUUCAGUACCUUGUAGCAUUACGCUCCUCUGACUCGACAUGAAGGGGAGUUCAGUCAGGAAACCGGGCUGGCGAUUAGCUCCAAUAGCCUGGUCCAAGUGUUGACAUGCAAAUGUGAUCAUGUGGUCGACUGCCUUUAGGAAGAGAACACUCACCUAGCUGUGACCGGUGGAUUUGACCCGUGGCUGAAAGAAAACGUCCUGGGAGUUACUUGCUGUGAUGAAUCGUGUUUGAGAAGGACUGUCCAAGGAAUGAGAGUGUCACGACUUUUGUGCUUCCUUUACCAUUUCUAAUAUCAAAGAUUACAAGUCUUUUUAAUUAUUUCCUUUUCUUUCCAAGUGUAACAGGACAAACCAUAUUUAAUAUUGAAGUUGGAAAGACAAAAAGGGGGCCGGGCCUUAGAGAGCGACCGCAGAGACGGCACACGGACACAGACGCUCUCUGGUUAUCGUCAAUCUGACGUAUUUGUAACGUGUAUUCGAUACUGCAUGUGUCCAUGAAGAAAAAUCACAAUGCAAUGGAGUCACUUUUGCUUUUAAAGGAGAAGAUCAACGUCAAAGUAAAAUCAAUUUGCCGGGGUCAUUCCCCCCCCCCCCCCCCGACCGUAGUUGAUCAGGUUAGGAGAGACAGACGGCCGGUCCUUUUGCAGGUCCUUGCUGCUUCAUAUCUACAGUGCUCGUCAUCUCCACUGCCACGCCAGUCCAAAAAUGCACUGCCAGACUGUGACACUGAACUGUUCCCUGCCUUUUUUUACUCCCACGUACUGUCACUCAGUGCCAAACCUUAUUUAACCCAACUGAAGACCCCGUUCACACCCGGUAUUAGCAUCCGUCCUGAGUGAUCUGAUACUGAAUGUGUCCUCGCAUCUGAGGUGGUUUGAGGACACAUUCCUGAGCAUGCAAGAACACAAACUGUCCUCAGGACACAUUAGGACACAUUAGGUCCGGCUUCCUCAGCUGACAUCAUCUGACUGUCGGCUGUAGUGUCACAGUGUUUUUGCUCAUUUAUUUAUAGCUGCCACCACAACUUUUUUAAUGUUACAGCAGCGCGAGUAGACACGCUCGCUUUCACGCUCUCAAACACACUGGCAGGAGACACGUCUGUGGUUACAAACAUGAUUUUGUUUCCUUGCACUUUAAUCUCCAGUCCCAGUUUGCAAGCACCAGCGGGGAACCUGGGAUUUAUUAAGUAGAGUGUGUCUGACUCCACUACACGAGGUGGCUAUUAGGCUUUUAACCUAUCACGUAGCAGCGUGUGGAGAAAGUAAUGUAAACUGAUGGAGGAGGAACUUUGUCUCCUUGCCAGUCCAAAAAAAAUGUACCCACCUCAUCUUUUGCCAGUUUUUUUUCUCACUAUUGUUUUCUUCUGUGGAGCAGCUGCUUAUUUUAUUUCUGGGUCAAAGCCUGGGGUGGGAAGUUUGGAACAACUCGCAGCCACAUUAUCUCUUAAGUCCGGUUAUCAGUAGAAUUAACACAAUAAUUCUGUAUUUGUCUCACGUCAUUUAAACUUAUAUUAUAUUGACUUGUGUAUUUGAAUAGAGGGGCGGGGAAGUCGUACUUUGGACUCUUCACAUGUCAUGGAUGUUAAUAUAAGGUCUGAACGGGGGCUAAAGGGUCCAACCAGAGGAGCGACGUGAGAAUGUUCUCAGACGGUUUCGUGAAUGUCUUUGCCUGGAUGUCAAGAAUGUAAUAUGUUGGCGAAACAUAACUUUUAAAGGCAAAAAUAAGACACAGAGAGAGAGAGAUUAUGAAUUAGUCUUGAUACAAAGUUGAAUCCAGUUCCUAGGUUGCACCUUAGUAGGGUCUUUCUUACGCUCGCCCUCUUUCUGAGCUGCUCAAGGACGCGGCAGGAUAACCUGAGUUAACACUGAAAAUCCACCCUCGUUUAAUUUACGGCUGCACCUCAGCACAGCGACGGAUGAUAGUCAGGCUGAGGCGUGAGGAACCUUUGAUGGCGACUUCUUCACUGGGAUAAGAAGAGUCGAUUCAGGUCAGGAUCACGUUCCGCUCUCAUCAAAAAAAAAAAGAAGACAGAACAGAACCUCACACAAAGAAGGAGUUCACUUUAUCUCUUUUCUUGUCAAAAUGUCAAAUGUGGAAUAAAAAAAAUAAAAAAAUGGCAGGAAGUAGAUUUAUCUGUUAAGUGUUUGCCACUGUCGGUGCCGCACACGAGUUGAGAGAGAAAGAGUGAUUUGACCUUGGCUUGACCUUGCAGUAUCUUUUUUGUGACGUAGGGUUGUGUGCUAAAUCACUCUAGUGCCUUCUGAUGUCCUUUUCUAAGUGUGGAAUAAAGUGCAUUCCUGACUAA
This is a messenger RNA of Solea solea (common sole), 5683 nucleotides long. It is a transcript of the gene tmcc1a, whose product is annotated as transmembrane and coiled-coil domain family 1a. The transcript has 9 exons. Gene Ontology annotation, cellular component: endomembrane system. Bases 970 to 3048 code for a protein of 692 amino acids. Lineage: Eukaryota; Metazoa; Chordata; Actinopteri; Pleuronectiformes; Soleidae. The record is from RefSeq and is a predicted model, not a curated record.